CCACCUGUAAAGUUAACCAAGAAUGUUAUUUAAUCUUCAGGGAUUGUAGUGAAAACAGUAAAGAGUAAACGUUAGAUUUCACGGGGUCCUUUAGAGGAGAUUUAAAUAUAUCGAGAUAUAUAUCGUAUAUCGUGAAAUGGAGAAAACGUAUCGGGAUAUUCAUUUUUUCCCAUAUCGCACAGCCCUACUUGAGACUGUAAAAGACCUUAGAUGUAAAGUGAAGAGCAACAGCAAACAAGCGAUGCAUGUAAGUGCAUUUUCUGGCAAUUUAAAAAAAAAAUUAUCUGAUGUAUAAUUCCACCGAUGAUGAUCAUACAGAAAUCGGCGCACACUUGGGUUACGAGAUUCUUAGUACAAGAUCAGUUUUAUAAAAUGGCACAAUAAUGUGUUUAAAAGUUGACACGCGCACAAAAAAAGAAAAAUCCAAGCAAUUCCCUGUUCACAUUGACUUCCGCAAUGAUUUUGGACAUCAUGUCAAAAGAGUACAGUGUCUGAGAUGAAAAUCUUCGGCUUUUCUAAAUGACCAUGGACGCAGGAGCAGAUGUGCAGCAGGGCAGUGAGACAGCUGUCUCUGAGACAGACACGCAGCAGAUUGCCACCCUGGCGCAGCAGGCUUCCAUGGCAGCGGGCCAGGCCUCAGCGACCGGGCCCACCGUCACGCUGGUACAGUUGCCGAAUGGUCAAACGGUGCAGGUUCAUGGGGUGAUCCAGGCCGCACAGCCGUCUGUCAUCCAGCCUCCCCAGGUCCAAGCCGUACAGAUCUCCACCAUUGCUGAGAGUGAGGACUCUCAAGAGUCAGUGGACAGUGUGACGGACACCCAGAAGAGGAGGGAGAUCCUCUCCAGACGACCCUCAUACAGAAAAAUCUUAAACGAUCUCUCGUCGGACACUCCAGCUGUGCCUCGGAUAGAGGAGGAAAAAAACGAGGAGGAAUCAACACCAGCCAUAACUACAGUCACCGUGCCCACCCCUAUUUACCAAACCAGCAGCGGACAGUACAUUGCCAUCACACAAGGAGGAGCCAUCCAGCUGGCCAAUAACGGCACAGACGGCGUUCAGAGCCUGCAGACUCUGACGAUGACGAACACAGCGGGGAACCAGUCAGGCGCCACCAUCCUGCAGUACGCUCAGACCAGCGACGGCCAGCAGAUCCUGGUGCCCAGUAACCAGGUGGUGGUGCAGGCUGCAUCCGGCGACGUACAGGCGUAUCAGAUCCGCACAGCAGCCUCAGGCAACAUGACUCCCGGGGUGGUGAUGGCGUCGGGUCAGGGAGGUGCCGAGGAGGCCACGCGCAAGAGAGAGGUCCGCCUCAUGAAGAACAGGGAGGCAGCGCGAGAGUGCCGUCGCAAGAAGAAGGAGUAUGUGAAGUGUCUGGAGAAUCGCGUGGCCGUGCUGGAAAACCAGAACAAAACCCUCAUCGAGGAGCUGAAAGCACUUAAGGACUUGUACUGUCAUAAAUCGGAAUAACACAUUCACUCAUUCUCUCACACACACACACACACACCACGCGCACACACACAGCAGACAUAUUGCGCUUUUCCCCAGGUCCUACUGAGACAGUGACUCUUCCCUUUACACAGGCACCUGGGCAGCAGUCUUUUCUUUUCCUGCCUGUCUUUUUUUUUUUUUUAAAUAUAAAAAUAUUGGCGUAUAAGAAAUGAGAAGGCCAGAAAAAUGUAAAUGCAUUAAUUGUCUUCUGUAUUUAAAAAAAAAAAAAAAGACCCAACCUUUUAAAAGAGUAAAAUGACACGUAAAACUCCAAAGUGACCCAACAGAUGUGUUAAGAGGCAUCACGGACACAAAAACAGGACUGAUUUCAUCUCAAGUCCUUCUCCAUGUUUGCGGUUUCAUUCGGAGAUUUCCCACAAUGCACCGGUGUUGGAUGGCCACGCCUCCCUUCAAUCAUGCUUAUAUUUUGGGAGACGGCGUUCGUCCGAUAUCACCAAGUGGGACUUCGGUGAAUUAACACGAACUCUGAUUCAUUUGAAUUUCUAUGUGCUCCUGUUACUAACACAUGAACCCUAUUUUGAUAUGGAAAAAUCUAUCGAAUAUGUAUGUUAUAUGCUCCUGUUAUGGAUUCUUUUGCCAAUUAUCCUGCACCUUUUCCUCUUUCUUUUCCCUUCCUGCAUCGUUGCGUUGUUUGUUGUGUUACAGGAAGUAGGACCUUCCAUCUAAAUCAGGAUAAAAGUGAUGAUUUCUAUCUACGAUGUACAAAAUACAGUUAUACGCUUUUCAAACGUAAGAGCUACACUUACUUGUAAAAUCAUUUUUAUAGAAUGUUGUAACACAUAUACUUAUUCGUACCAGUUUUCAUUCUCGAGCUCAUUUUAUUGUUGAUUUAUUCUUUAUCCAUGUCAUCUAACGGGACCCAAUCCUAAAACACUCUGUGCUGGAACUCUUUUCUUCUGAGUUCGCUUCACUGGGAUUAGAAAAAUCCUAGAUUUGAAAGAAAAAAAAAAAAAAGCCAAGCACCUUGUCCCUGUAUCUGGCACUCACUGCUGAAUUGAAAACCCGUGUUAUAUUAUGUUUCUGUUUCCUGCCAUUGAAUGUAUACAUCUGAAACGAUAUUAUAUGCAUCUUAUUUUUAAAAUUGCUUUUUUUUUUUUCUGUAUACGUUGUAAUUUUAAUCGUGGUGCUUACACACAUGGAAUACAGUGCAGAAAUGCCUCCUG
This is a messenger RNA of Neoarius graeffei (lesser salmon catfish), 2672 nucleotides long. RefSeq names its product cAMP responsive element binding protein 1a (gene creb1a). Gene Ontology annotation, molecular function: protein binding; DNA-binding transcription factor activity, RNA polymerase II-specific; cAMP response element binding. The record is from RefSeq and is a predicted model, not a curated record. Gene Ontology annotation, biological process: regulation of transcription by RNA polymerase II. NCBI's taxonomy places the organism in Eukaryota, Metazoa, Chordata, Actinopteri, Siluriformes, Ariidae. The transcript is spliced from 8 exons. Bases 520 to 1467 code for a protein of 315 amino acids. Gene Ontology annotation, cellular component: nucleus; ATF4-CREB1 transcription factor complex.